AUGGGACGAAGAACGCGGUUUGUCUGCAUCUCUGAUACCCACGGCUAUACGCCCUCUGAAGCAGGCUUCAAGCUCCCAGCAGGGGAUGUACUGAUCCAUGCCGGCGAUUUAUCGAAUAAUGGAACCAUAGGAGAGCUCCUGAAGACAAUGGAUUGGAUCUGCAAGGCCGACUUUGAAAUCAAAAUCAUAGUUGGUGGUAACCACGAUGUCUCAUUGGAUCCAACGUUCUACAGCGAGCACGGACAGAGCUCUCCCAGCCAGCAACUUCAAAAUUCCCAGCGCCUCUUAAAUCUCAUCAAAGAGUCACCUUCGGUCGUUUUGCUAAAUCACGAACCCGCCACGAUUCGCUUGACCCGCGCGAACGGACCCAACACGCUAUUCAAAGUAUUUGGCUCCCCAUACUCGCAAUUUCAAGGGAACUGGGCAUUUGGAUAUGAAUCAGGGGAUGCUGCUGCGCUUUGGAGUCAGAUACCAUUCGAUACGGACAUCGUCAUCACACAUACGCCACCACGAUCCCAUUGCGACCAAAAACCGAACGGAGUGUCCGUUGGGUGUGAUGCGCUUCGCGGUGCGUUGAGCCUCAUCAGACCGCACUUAGCCGUAUGUGGCCAUGUACAUGAAGGACGAGGGUACGAACGGGUCCGAUGGCAAGGCGAGCUUACCAACACAAUCACCAACCCCGGAAUACAGGCGCAUUCUGAUUUGGUUGAAAAUGUCACUCGAGGCAUUUUGCCCCCUGGGGGCAGUAAGAAACAGAGCCUGGUCGAUCUAACUGGCAAACGAGGUGAACGAUUAGACAACGAGGGAUUUUCGCGCCCUACUCCUAGGCAGCAUGAUUUGCUAGAGACGAUAGCGAUGGCACCGACCUCACCAGCGUCAGACUCAGACUCAGCUGUAGGAGGUCCAGAAAUGGCAAGUCCACAAAAUUCUCCGAGCACUCAUCCGAGCCUGGGCGCGGGUAGCCUUAACCCCAGUAUCCAUUUCAAUCACGCCUUGCAAACACUCAGAAAGGAAACCUGCAUUGUCAACGCCGCUAUCGUGGCCACAAGUUGGCCACAUCAAGGCGGCAAACGGUUCAAUUCGCCGAUUGUGGUCGAUCUUGAGCUGCCCGUGUGGCGCAACAACCACGCGGAUGCAAACAGAUGA
Molecule: messenger RNA, 1146 nt
Organism: Penicillium bovifimosum
Lineage: Eukaryota; Fungi; Ascomycota; Eurotiomycetes; Eurotiales; Aspergillaceae
Product: metallophosphatase domain-containing protein
Exons: 2
Coding region: 1-1146 (381 amino acids)
Molecular function (GO): hydrolase activity
Source: RefSeq, a predicted model, not a curated record